GUGAUUGGCUGACAGCUGACCAAUAGGGAGCUGACAGGAGGGUAGUGGUGUAGUGAGAGCUCUGAGCACUGUUGCAGAAUGUUUGGAAAAGUUUUCAUUUCGCUGUUUUUCAUCUCGGUUUUCCACCAUGAGCCCACCGACGCUCAGAAGAAGAAGGAGACUCUGCUGUCAGAGAAGGUGACUCAGAUGAUGGAGUGGGCCUCCAAACGUUCAGUCGUCAGGAUGAAUGGAGAUAAGUUUCGUCGCUUUGUCAAGGCUCCUCCCAGAAACUACUCAGUGGUCAUCAUGUUUACAGCCCUGCAGCCACAGAGGCAGUGUGGGGUCUGCAGACAAGCUGAUGAGGAGUUCCAGGUGCUGGCUAACUCCUGGCGUUAUUCCUCUGCCUUUACUAAUAAAGUCUUCUUUGCAUCUGUGGAUUUUGAUGAAGGAUCAGACGUUUUUCAGAUGCUGAAUAUGAACUCUGCUCCAACCUUCCUCCACUUCCCAUCCAAAGGGAAACCUCGCAGGUCUGAUACCUAUGAGCUGCAGGUCAGAGGCUUUGCAGCUGAGCAGCUGGCUCGAUGGGUGGCAGACAGGACCGAUGUGCAGAUCCGUGUCAUUCGUCCUCCUAACUAUGCCGGGCCUCUCCUGCUGGGCUUCCUUCUGGCUGUGAUUGGAGGACUGGCAUAUCUAAGAAGACACAAUCUGGAGUUUCUCUUUAACAAGAAUGUCUGGGCUUUCUCUGCACUGUGCUUUGUCCUGAUCAUGACUUCAGGCCAGAUGUGGAACCACAUCAGAGGACCUCCUUAUGCACACAAGAACCCCAGCACUGGACAAGUGAGUUACAUCCACGGAAGCAGUCAGGCCCAGUUUGUGGCUGAGACACACAUUGUCCUACUCUUCAAUGCUGCUAUCACCAUGGGAAUCGUGCUGCUGUGUGAAGCUGCCACCUCAGACGUAGACAUUGGAAAGAGGAAGAUUAUGUGUGUAGCAGGUAUCGGUCUGGUGAUGCUGUUCUUCAGCUGGCUGUUGUCCAUCUUCAGAGCCAAGUACCACGGAUACCCGUACAGCUUCCUGAUGAGUUAGAGCUGACCACUUGAGAGGAGAAGUUGUGUCAACACACAGGGUGCUGUCCAUGGCAGCGAUGCCACAUUACUGUUUGCUAAGCCAUGAUUUGUCCUCUUAUGUGUUGAGUAAACAAACAGACACACACUGUGCCUUUACAACAACAGGACCCUCAUCACCAGUGUGCAUCCUAAACUGUCUUGUGCCAAAAGUUGUUUCUUAUAAUCUAAAUGAAAAUCUGAAUUUGGUAAUGAUUGAGACACAAAUUCCAGCUUUGCUAACUGUUUGGACCCAGGGGAGGUUCUGAGCUCAGUUUGGUUUGUUUAGCUGUUUAUUUGUGUGUGUGUGUGUGAGAGAGAGAGAGAGAGAGAAAGAGAGAGAGAAUUUGAAACAGGCUCUGCCACAGCUUCUCCAGCUCUUGAAAUAUCUGAUAAAACCCUGUCAGAACCUGCAGUGUGGCUCUCACUGCUUCUCUCUGUACUCAACCACUGGUCAGUCUGAUCACGUCUGCGCAUGGACCCAGUAUAGCAGAAUGAUUUAUUGUCUCGUGACUUUAAUACAUCUGAGAGCAGUUUGAAGUUCUGUCAUUCAUCACUACUGAAGGUAUAACAGCAAUUCCUUACAGCAUUGAAAUGAGUAUCUACUGCAUAAUGGAUGUCUGUUUUUUAAACACCAGACCAGAGUGCACCCUCACACUCAUGGUUUGCUGUGAACCUAUUUUGAGUUAAAUAGCAUUAAGAGCUAAUAAAUAGAAGGAUGGAAGUUGUAGAGUUUACUUUUUCCCUCCCUCCCCCAUUUAUUUUCAGCCUUUCAAAUGAGAAAGUUGUAGUAAAAUAUGUUGAAUGAAGAGUGAAAGGAAGUGGUGUUACCUCUGCUGUAAUAAAGUUGUGUUCAUCAAGUCACUUGACAGUGAAUCAGAGCAGCAGUGAGCAGGUGUUAACAUGGAGCAGGACCAGAUGUCAUGUCAACUUCAGUCUUGUAGACGGACAACUUUAAUCCCAGAGCAAGAUGAGAUUUAAUUCAUCAGAAGAAUAUGUUUUUUUUUUUCUGUUGUAUAAAAUCUGUUGUGUUUAACUUUUAGGUGCUUUGAAUGUUUGUGUUUAUCUUAUCAGGUUCCAGGAGAAAAUAUUUGAUGUGAUUAUUUCUGAUAUUAAAGUGCCUUAACUGCCA
This is a messenger RNA of Lates calcarifer (barramundi perch), 2214 nucleotides long. Its product is annotated as magnesium transporter protein 1. Bases 79 to 1065 code for a protein of 328 amino acids. The record is from RefSeq and is a predicted model, not a curated record. Gene Ontology annotation, cellular component: oligosaccharyltransferase complex. NCBI's taxonomy places the organism in Eukaryota, Metazoa, Chordata, Actinopteri, Centropomidae. The transcript has 10 exons.